CUCGUCCGCUCCAACCAACCAGGCACUCAAACCGCUCUUCUCCCGUCUCAUGGCUUUGUUUAUAUUAGCCUUGACUCUCCCACUUGGUUUUGCUUGUUCCUGUCGACCCGCCAUUGCCGGACAAUAACAUUAUUGACCUCCGUUGACUCUCCUCGACCUCCCCUCCCCUCUUUGAUAUAGAUAUGCAUUUCCCACCGACCCGUGCGCUCUAUUGCGAUCACUCUACUCUAUCUCGGCCAUUGUCACACUCGGAUCAGGCCCUGUCCCCAUGCACCAGUGACGAGACACACUUGCCAUGGUGAAUGGUUCCUGCUCCCGAGCCGCAUUCUCCAUGAAUGAAGCGUCUAUUUGGACCUCAACAGACUAAACCAUCUCGUCUGGGAGUCUUGCAAACACCAGCAGACAACCGACAUGGUGUUUUGCUUCACUCGCCAAACCGGCGAACCUCGCGACGAGUACGAUGCGAUUCCUCUCCCCUUGCGGUGGCUCAUGUAUCUUGGCAAAAGCGAAAGGGACCUGGAAACAGGUGACACAAUCUUACGCUUGCGCAACAACCGGAUCAUCAAGACGUCGUGUUGGAGCACCGAAUACCAGGCGCUCAAGUUGGUCGAUCGCCAGACUUCCAUCCCUGCAUGGAAGGUGGUCAAUGUCUUCAACAGACCUGAAGGGAAGAUGGUCGAAUAUGAGGCUUUCCCGGGCAAGCCACUCCACAUAGUCUGGCCGACCAUGCCAGCACAUCAAAAGAACAAAAUCGUCGCCGAUCUCGGCCGCUACGUGGAACAGUUGAGAGCAAUGAAGCCUCCAAAGUCCUGCGUCGUGGGAGAUGCCACUCUCGGUGCUGCGCUCGAUCCCCGCUUUGGACACCAAAGGAUCGGCCCAUUCUUCUCCAUCCAAGCAUUUCAAGAAUUUGAACGCCGCGGUCACUCUCCCUAUCAUUUCUCCGAAAAGGAAAUCCACGCUGUCCAUCAACCAGUCAAACCUUACGAGCUGAAAUUUACACACGCCAACCUUUGUCCCAAGAACAUAAUCAUCGACAGCUCUGGCCGUAUCUGCGCUCUGAUAGGAUGGGAGUCUGCCGGCUGGUAUCCAGAAUAUUGGGAAUAUACACAAAUGUGUCAUGCCACCCCCAAGACCAUGGGCGACUGGUUAGUUGCCAUGUGCAACAAUAUGACGAGGUAUGACCAGGAAUUGUUAUGCGAGGAAGCCCUUCGAUCGAGGUAUCCAAGCUCAGUGUAUGACCUCCCGCGAAGUGUUCGAUCUCCAUCGCCAUCCCCAUCUGAGAAGAGUGCUGAACAAGAUGAGGUCGACAACAAUAACACAGAUCAUACAAGUGGAUGAUCCGUCUUUCAGCAACCAACCCACUUGCACACCACAUACAACGCGAACACAACGCUAAAAGCGCAGUCAAGGGGCAGCAGAGGAGGUCCUCGGUGAAGGAUCUUCAUGCUGGCCGAGAACCGGACAUUUGUAUCUGCACAUCAAUCAUGUUAUAUCACAUAGACUUUUUGCUCAGACCCUCGAGGGUUUCCGUCACGAUUUGCAUGGGACUGGCGGGGCAUGGCAUGGGCUGCGAGCAAGGAGUUUUUGCAACAAUUGAUAGAGGUUGAAGCGGGGGGAAUACACCUUUGCACCAGGUGGAUACACAGAGCGAGUACAGAAUCGUCAAUCUUGGACCAGAGGUCGAGCAGAGUUCCUCAGGAUGCUUUGUUGUUUGUGCCUCGACUGUCCUUUCCAUCAUUUGCUCCUGACUCUUGACCCAUCUAUUUUUUGAAUUGUCUGUUUGAA
Exophiala mesophila is the source of this 1785-nucleotide messenger RNA. RefSeq lists its product as uncharacterized. Lineage: Eukaryota; Fungi; Ascomycota; Eurotiomycetes; Chaetothyriales; Herpotrichiellaceae. Bases 412 to 1338 code for a protein of 308 amino acids. The record is from RefSeq and is a predicted model, not a curated record. The transcript has a single exon.